Molecule: messenger RNA, 2524 nt
Organism: Prosopis cineraria
Lineage: Eukaryota; Viridiplantae; Streptophyta; Magnoliopsida; Fabales; Fabaceae
Exons: 4
Coding region: 247-2028 (593 amino acids)
Molecular function (GO): zinc ion binding
Source: RefSeq, a predicted model, not a curated record
GGUCGAGCAAUGAAGUGGCCGGAGAUCCUGCCAAAGCAAUAUGGGACCGUUAGAACAGUUAGCUAUAGAACAAAGGUAUGGAGCUUCGACUUCGCACCUUAAAAUUAGCGAUAUCUGAUGCUGCUAUCUUUCUCCUGCGUCGGCUUUCAUUGACAGGGAUACACUCAUAUACAUCGCAAUGUUUCUCUAAAACUUGUUUCAUCCAUUUCUAGGACGAAGCGAGUGAUGUGUUAAAUCUCAAAAGCAAUGGCAGAGCUCUCAAGCUUGGAAGGCCCUACAACAGAGGUGGACCUUGGACCUAAGAAGAUUGAGGAAGAGAAAGAAGGUGGUCCCGCGUUCCAUUGUGAUCUUUAUGAUACAGAAAUAGUUCACAAGGUGGCUGAGGCACUCCUUCCUGGGUUAGCCACGGCAUGUGUUGAUAACACAGCAGGAGGUCUCUUCAUCACUCCUGGUUCAGUUGCUGCAGAUUUGAGAAAGGAAAUGAUAGAGUACCUUACCAUGAGGAGCGAGUCCUUUGUUGCAGAGCUGGUUGUGUUAGAAGGAGGGCCAGAUAAUGAACUUCUGGAUAACCCUUUUGAGAUCAUUUCAGUUUUUGUGGAUGACUUUGCAAUUGAAAAGAGGAAUCUUUUCAGUCGCUUUUCUGGUUGGCUGCUAAGUGAAAGAAGGGAAGACAGAAUAGAUGAUAUCGUUCAGGAGAUGGAAAUGAAUGGGUUUUGGACACUAGAGCGAAGACAAGCAAUUGCUGGAGCUUUAGUUAAGAAUGUUGACUUCAAGAACUUGUUUCAUUGCGACAUGAAGUUCACCUCCUUGGAAGAACUUUCCAACCACGCUCAUAAUUGCGGCUUUAGGCCUAUCAUCUGUCAUAACCAAGGGUGUGAGGCUAGAUUCUGUGCAAGUCAUUUGGAAAAGCAUGAUUCAGAAUGUCCUUCCAAGAUAAUUCCUUGUGAACAGAAGUGCCCAGACCUCAUUAUGAGACGUGAGAUGGACAGACACUGCAUAACUAAAUGUCCCAUGAAGCUUGUGAACUGUCCUUUCUAUGCUGUGGGUUGUCGGACCCCUAUUGCACAAUGUUUGGUUGAUAAACAUCGUUCUGAUGAGCUUCAUUUUCAUGUCCUCUGCGUUCUGAAAGGCAUCUACAAAGAAGCAUCUGAAAAAGAUCUUAAAUCACGAGUGGAUCAACUUGUGCAGGAAUCAUCAAACAGCAGAUUAGCAGAAGCUCGAGAUGUGAGAUUUUUUACUGCUGUUGUCAAGGAUCUUGAUUCAAAGCUAGAGCCUCUGGUGAUCACUGUGAAGACAGAAAAUGACGCGGAGAAUUAUGCGGAGAAUGGAGAUAGUAGCAUAAAAGAAAAGGACAGUCAACAAAGCAUGCAGACAUCAAAUGAGGAAAGUCCAUUGGAUAAAACUGAAGUCACUGUGGAGGCAAAAGGUGAUGCCGUGAAGGAAGAUAGUAAUGUCAAGGAAAGUAAUAAUGCAGAAAAUGGAGACAGUAGCCUAAAAGAAAAUGACAGUCAACAAAGCAUACAGACAUCAAGUAAGGAAAAUUCGUCGGAUAAAACUGAAGGCAAUGUGGAGGCAAAAAAUGAUGCCGUGAAUGAAGAUAGUAAUAUCAAAGAAAAGGACACUGAAAAGAAUACACAGACGCCAAUUGAGGAAAACUCAUCAAAUGAAGUUGAAAUCACUGUUGAGAUGGAAAAUGCUGCAGAAAAUGACAAAAAGAACGAAGAUAGCUACACAAAGGAAAAGGACGAUGAGCAGAGUACACAGAUGUCGAGUAUGAAAAAUUCAUCCGAUAAAGUAGAAGUCCGUGCCUUCAUAAAUCAGGACAGUGUUGAGGAUAGGACCAAUAAGGAAGAUAAUGGCAACAAUAAGGGCAACGCAAAAAGCAUAGAGACUUCAAAGGGAGCAAAUUCGUUAAAGGAAGCAGAAGUCAACGACUUGAAUACUGCACAUGUCGACAAUAAGAGCAAGAAUGCUGCAGAUGGUAGUUUAAAACCCGAGGGCAAUGAAGAGAGCACAAAAGCCAAAUGAAAAGUGCAUAAACAAAAAGUUGAAGUCACUACUGCACAUGAAGAUGCUGUUGUGAGAAACAUCAAGGACGCAGAUGCUAAAGAUUAAAAGAAUCAAGACGAGGAUACGUUAGAAGAUAAGGGUAGUGGCAUAGGCCGAUAAUACUGAAAAGAACAAAUGUUGGAGACGAUACAUUAGAAGACAAGGGUAGUGAAGGAUGCAUUUAGGUAUCCACAGUGGAAAUUAAAAUUUAUCAGAUCCAGCUGAGGUCAGUGCAUUGAAAGAGGAUGAUGAUACGGAAAAGCAAAGGCCAGUGAAAAAAAAGAGAGAUAGUUCUGGUGCGCCAAACUCAUUAGAUAAAAAGCUGAAGGCAAAAUUUGAGAGCUUGUCUAAUGAACUCUUACUAAAUCUUUACUUGCUAAAGAGGUGUCUCACUUUGCAAGUAACCUAUAUACAUUCCGAUUACUCUAAUUUAGCACGCUUUACCAUCAUUCAUACAUACAUACAUACAUACAUA